AUGUAUAGCUGGACACGGCGUCGUUUAUCUCUCGCUAACCUGACGAAAACUCACUCGGGAGAGGGAAAAUAACGCCCGUCCUUCCCUCUUUCAAUAACCUCCUUCAGGUCUCUACUCCCGAGUAGCAAAUGCAAGAAAAAAAGCAAGAGAUGGCAACCAAGAACCCUAAGAAGGCCAAUCUCUUAGAUCACCACUCUAUCAAGCACAUUCUUGACGAGUCUGUCUCUGAGAUUGUUACCAGUCGCGGAUAUGUGGAAGAUUUCAGGAUGAGCAAUGUAAGAUUGUUUAUGGGGAGUAUUAUCAUAGUUAUCGCGCUUGUUGCUCAGUUUUACAAGAAGAAGUUCCCUGAGAACAGGGACUUUUUGAUCGGCUGUAUCGUAUUGUAUGUAGUCUUCAAUGGAUUGUUGCAGCUGAUUAUAUACACAAAAGAGAAGAACGCGAUCCUGUUCACUUAUCCUCCUAAGGGAUCUUACACCAGCACUGGUUUGGUGGUCUCUUCCAAAUUGCCUAGAUUUUCUGAUGACUACACACUUAGCAUAGCAAGUGCAGAUCCCAAAUCAAUUUCUGCAGGGAAACCAGUGCAGUUUACCAGGAGCGUCACCCAAUGGUUCACCAAGGAUGGAGUUUUAGUGGAAGGUUUGUUCUGGAAAGAUGUUGAAGCUCUAAUAGAUGAUUAUGCAGGAGAACCAAAGAAGAACAAAUAAGCCCCUCUUCCAACAAUAUUUGAUAGGUCAAUGGUUAGACAGAUAAGCCAACAAUAUUGUGAUUUGAUAUGGAUGUUCAUUGAAAUUAUGGUGAUUGCCUUGAAAAUUUUUGAGCCAAACUAAAUGAAUAUUGACUUUACAAGUA
Molecule: messenger RNA, 849 nt
Organism: Hevea brasiliensis (rubber tree)
Lineage: Eukaryota; Viridiplantae; Streptophyta; Magnoliopsida; Malpighiales; Euphorbiaceae
Product: signal peptidase complex subunit 2
Exons: 5
Coding region: 129-704 (191 amino acids)
Biological process (GO): protein targeting to ER
Cellular component (GO): membrane; signal peptidase complex
Source: RefSeq, a predicted model, not a curated record